Molecule: messenger RNA, 978 nt
Organism: Symbiodinium necroappetens
Lineage: Eukaryota; Dinophyceae; Suessiales; Symbiodiniaceae
Source: the annotation of a GenBank genome assembly
AUGCGGCCGAGGUACUUUGAGUAUACCAACUGCUCGUUCGAGGUGGACCCGGUGCCAGAGACCCACGUCUCCGACCAGAUGGUGGCUCCGCUAGCGGUCGGGUACAACACCGAGGCCAGCAUACCUGCGAGCUUGAAUCCAAACCUCGUACAUGUCGCCGGUGGUGCCGAGCUGGCCAUUUACGGCAACUUCUAUGGGCAGGAAGACAUGUGGUGUGGCUUCGAAGGUGUUAGGCAGCGGUCGCGUGCGGUCCGCGUCUCGAAUCUGGAGAUUCGCUGUCAAGUCCCUCCUCGUACCGUGGGCAUCAGUCGUGUGUAUCUGACAGCCCGUGAUGCACGUGGUCUUCCUAGCGUGGUGUCCGCCAAUGUCGGAAUGAUGCAGCUGGAGUACAUUGAGCCAGUUCAUCUCUACGAUGUUGAGCCCAAGCAGGUGAUCGACGGAAAGAGUACCCAUCUCAAGGUCCACGGUUCGAACUUCCGACCUGUCUCUGCUCUUCGCUGUGGCUUCGAAAGUCGGGUGCAACGCCGCAGCCUUCUAACCCACCGGAUUCCUGUCUGGACGUGGUUUGGGCACGUGCAAUGCAGCUCCCGCAUCGCAGCGGAUGCCAUUCGCACCUUCGUCAUGUUCUCCGCGGAGGCUCUCGAGCCCUUGGAUCGCGUCGAUCCUUUCAUGUGCGUCUCGUACCAGAAAGAUGGCACCUGGGUCUAUCACUUGUUUGACGAGAACGGUGUGCUGGCCGAACCACUUCUGCCACGCCUGGAUGAUGCUCUGGUGGCCGAGAUUGUCGGCAAAGACAUCAUCUCUUUGGAAAGGUACACCGGCACUUUUGCCGGUGUUCACAUCGGAUACGACAGGGGAGAUCUGGAGUUCCAGCCUGAUAUCGACAACCUGACCCAGUGGUUGCUGGAUCGUGACAUUGAGCUGCCGCAGGCCUUGCCAGAAGCCGCCGCCCGAAAUGAGAUAUCCUUGCACCCGUAA